UGAAUUUUUCCUUUAAUGAAAAUAAGCACACGUCUCCUUUAAAUGCGGUUCUGCUAUGUCACGAAAUCAAUGCGGAAGUGAUUACGCUGAGAGUCAUCCUUACUUUUGUUUACAUGAAAUUUGGCAAAGUUUAUGUUGGAGCUUAGUGGAGUUCCUGGGCAUGUUUUACGGCAAUAAGAUUCCGACGCGGCGGUCUGGCUACGGUAACGAGCCGUACCCUCCGCCACGAGACCCCGGGUGCUAUGACUACCACCACGGAGGACCGGAAGCUGCUAACAGCUUUAACUUUCCGAACAUAGAGAGUCUGUCUCCUUAUGAAUGGAAGCCUCCACCUGCAGCCGCUCCUCCACACACAGCCAGUACAACCAGUGGGCGCAAGAGGCACCGGAACGACUACAGUACUUAUGCUGUCAAACGCCAACGAGUUGACCAUUUGCCUCAGCCAUCAGCAGCCUCGCCUCUAAGAUGGGCUGCUCAUCCUGACCAAGCAGUGGGAGAGUCGUCCAGAUCAGCCCUCAUGGGGUUUGAUCCCUUUUAUCCCAAUCCGCUCCACUUUCUGAACACACAGGUGCUCUCUGUUCCGGAAAGCUUUACGAGGAUUCAGAACUACGUCAAGGACAAGCUGAGUAGUCAGAUGGUGGAGCUGUUUGAGGCUUGUCAGCAACAACCUUCAGAUCUGGACAGAAAAGAGGCGUGUCGAGCACGGCUGCAAGAUGACAUACAGAAAAUAUUUCCAGCGGCACGGCUUUACCUGACUGGAUCUUCUAUGAACGGGUUGGGUUGCCGGAGCAGUGAUGCUGACGUCUGUCUUGUGAUUAAAGGAAAUAAACGCCCCAAUCCAGUUGAUGUCCUUUCUCAGCUCCAGAGGGCUUUCAGACCACUCGCAUAUGUUGAGAGGAUUCAACUGAUAAGAGCUAAAGUCCCCAUCCUCAAGUUCAGAGAGAGAGCCAGUUAUCUGGAGUUUGAUCUGAAUAUCAACAACACAGUGGGCAUCAGAAACACAUUCCUCUUGAGAAGUUACGCUUACGCCGAUGUCAGGAUUAGGCCCAUGGUCCUCGUUGUGAAGAAGUGGGCGCGGCACAACCAGAUCAACGACGCCAGCAAGGGAACGCUGAGCAGCUACACGCUGGUGCUGAUGGUCCUUCACUAUCUCCAGACUCUUAGAGAACCUGUCCUCCCAUCUCUUCAAAGGGCUCACCCUGAGAGUUUUAAUCCCUCCAUGGACAUAGACAAGGUCCCAGAUGGACCCAAAAACAUUCCUCCCUACACAUCAAGAAACCAGUCCUCUUUGGGCGAGCUGCUGCUGGGCUUUCUCCGAUACUAUGCCACAGAGUUCAGCUGGGAUAAACAAGUGAUCUCUGUGCGCAACGCCACAACUCUGCCCAAGACCAAUUCUCAAGAGUGGAGAAACAAGUUCAUAUGUGUGGAAGAGCCAUUCGAGAGGACUAAUGUUGCCAGAGCUGUCCACGAGAAGCUGAAGUUUGAUGCCAUUAAAGCUCGGUUUGCUGAGUCAUGCCGGAUACUGCACGUAAGGAAGGACCUGAACUCCAUCCUUCCUUUCAGAACCAUCAUCAGUAAGGAGUCAACGAGGAGAUGAGCUGACUGGCCUUUCCCCACAAACAAUGAAAGACAUUGAGGAGCUUCAGCGGCUCCCAGCUGAACAGACUCAGAGGGGAGGAGGUGGAGGGCUAAAUGCUCUUCAUGUUUGAGUCUGAUUAAAAAUACUGAACUCACUGCUGAAUGUUUUUGCUGCCACAUUCCUACUACUGUCAUCACAGCAGGAAGAUAAUAAACAUUAUUUGCGGCGGUAAACCAGAGGAUUUGAAUGCAACAUCCAGUUACUGAAGACAGCGAGUCAGAGCAGAACAAUGCAAGAUUUUAUUUUUAAGAGCUGCUACGUGGUCUUCUUGUCCUUGCCUGGGUAGAAACGAUAUCUUCUCCCAUGAAAGAAGAAUUAAAUGGAACUGACAGCAUUAAGGUUUAUAAAUCUUUUCUCCUCUGAGCUUAUCUUCUGUUAGCAGCAUUUCUCCACAGCGUCCUUUCUGAUGAUUUAUUCACAUCUGCAGCAUACGACUUUCUAGAAGUUAGCGACGUCAAAGCCCUGUUUCUAUUUUCAUAGGUCAAUGUCGACAGCAUCGUUUCUUCUUCUCUCCUGCUGCAUUAUGAAAAUCUGCGUUUUCUCACCAUCUGACUCCUGAGCUCCUCAGUGAUGUUUGGGGUAAAACGAGCAUAAUGAGGUUACCACUUGAACUGGAUUUCUGGAUUUUACUGUUCUUCAGCUCAUCGCUCUUCGUGUAUGUUGUCUCUCUUCAGCUGUUGUCAAGGCUUCUAGUCUCAGCUACUUACUAGAUUUAUUUGGGUAAACUGUAGGCGUAAGUUUCAUUUUACAUGGAUUUACAAUAUACAGUUUUUUGUUUGCUUUUUGUUUUUGCCCUGGAUUUCUAUUUUUCUGAGCUCUUUUUGUACAUUUUGUUCUUUACGGAAUUUAAUUAUUUAAAAAAAAUAAAUCUCUCAAGCUGUA
Messenger RNA from Girardinichthys multiradiatus, 2521 nucleotides. It is a transcript of the gene tent2, whose product is annotated as terminal nucleotidyltransferase 2. Gene Ontology annotation, cellular component: cytosol. The record is from RefSeq and is a predicted model, not a curated record. Bases 56 to 1597 code for a protein of 513 amino acids. The transcript is spliced from 15 exons. Lineage: Eukaryota; Metazoa; Chordata; Actinopteri; Cyprinodontiformes; Goodeidae. Gene Ontology annotation, molecular function: poly(A) RNA polymerase activity.